Ogataea haglerorum is the source of this 435-nucleotide messenger RNA. RefSeq lists its product as uncharacterized. Bases 1 to 435 code for a protein of 144 amino acids. NCBI's taxonomy places the organism in Eukaryota, Fungi, Ascomycota, Pichiomycetes, Pichiales, Pichiaceae. Gene Ontology annotation, cellular component: 90S preribosome. The record is from RefSeq and is a predicted model, not a curated record. Gene Ontology annotation, biological process: ribosomal small subunit biogenesis. The transcript has a single exon.
AUGUCCAACCUUCUGCAAACAGAAAUCCAGCAGAAGCUUAGCCAGGCCAAUACGAGAAUAGCCGGCUGGCUGGACGGCGAAAGCGGUGGGUCGCCGGAACGGAACGCAUUUGAGGACCUGCCCGUGAUCAAGCCCGGUGCAGGUCUUGAUCUGUCCUCGGAUGCUGCCAAGAUAGGCGAUUUCACGUCAGGGAAGACGGUGAGAAAAAUGAAGAACCGGCAGCGACCGCAGUCACGGUCGCUGCAGGCGUUGCAGAACAAGCUGCGGAACGCCAACAGAGACAAGGCGCGCGCCAGGGUCGAGAAAACGAAACGGGAGGCUCCAAAGCCCCCGGAUGGGGGUGCACGAUCCGAGGACGACUCGGACGAGGACGAGGUGGUGCGACGGAAGCGAAGCGGCACCACCGCCAAGAAGGUGAGCAAGCGGCCAUUUUAG